Molecule: messenger RNA, 858 nt
Organism: Salvia splendens (bonfire salvia)
Lineage: Eukaryota; Viridiplantae; Streptophyta; Magnoliopsida; Lamiales; Lamiaceae
Exons: 3
Coding region: 156-707 (183 amino acids)
Source: RefSeq, a predicted model, not a curated record
UCGCAGAAAAAAAGGAAAAAGAAAAAAAAGAAAAUCUAUUGCAGAGGCAGAGCUCCGCCGGCAGCGGCCGUUUUCCUUUCAUGACUGAGAUCGAUGCUGCUUCUAUUUUGAUCUGAAUUCUUCAAUUACUUUUUCUGCAUUUGGUUUAACUAGUUAUGAGAGACGAUGACGCCCUACCCGUAUCCACGCCCACUCAUUCUUCAUCAGUAUCUUCCCUAUCGUCGUCUAGGAAGGAUGCUGCUUCGUCGGAUUCCUCCUCCAUCUUCGGCCGCGGCCGCUACAAGUUUUGGGCGCUCGCCGUGAUUUUGUUGCUCGCGUUCUGGUCCAUGCUCACCGGCACCGUCUCCCUCCGCUGGUCCGCCGGAGAUCUCGAUGACAGCUUCACACUAGACUACCAUUCACCCUCCGCCGAUGAUCUAGACGUUCUCGUUAUGGAGGAGAGGGAGAAAAUGGUGCGGCACAUGUGGGAUGUGUAUACCAACAGCCAGAGGAUGAAUCUGGCAGGUUUUUGGCAGGAAGCCUUUGUGGCUGCCUAUGAGGAUUUGACGAGCGAGGUGCCUGAAGUUAUGGAGGAUGCUAUUUCGGAGAUUGCUAGGAUGUCAGCUCGCUACCUGGAUCUCACCCCGCGUCCACGAUAUUCUUCGUUGUCAUUGGGUUUACGGAAUUUGAAUAUAAAAGAUAAGAAAAAGCAAAAUCCUGGCAGGUAAAUUAGACUUGAAAUCACUGCGGAAAUCAGAGGCUGCAACUUGAUCCAGGAAUGUGAGUUUUUGGAAACACACACAACUUUGUAAUUUUGGUUUUUUUUUUUAUUUAUUUCAAAGUUUUAUGAUACCAUGGUUCAGUCUGAUUUGAGGAAAA